GGAGACAUGAUGACAGCGCCUUGCUGCAACUUGCAGCCUGUUGGUGAAGAGUAGUGACCGGGUCUGUCCCGCUGCAGCCAAGAGAGCAAGAUGACCGAGGCAAACCAGGAAAAAAAAAAACACGAGUGAGAGAGAAUCAAGGAGAGAGAGACUAGAAAAACUGAAACUAAUGGGGAACUCCUAUGCGGGCCAGCUGCGGACCACACGCUUUGAAGAGGUCCUUCAUAACUCCAUUGAGGCGUCACUGAGGUCGAACACUGUUGUGCCUCGUCCUGUCUUCUCACAGCUCUACCUCGAGUCAGAGCAGCUGUUGGCGCAUGAUGGCCGCACAGAGAAUGAUGAUGAGGAUGAUGAAGAUGGAUCUGAGUCUAACAGCCCUCCAAUACCCUAUCAGAUGAAGCCCCCACCUGAGGGAUGCUGCACCACAGAUGGCCUCUGUCAGGCAGGCAGAGACCUCCGUCUGUCCUCGCUGGCAUCAGACCCACUGGACGUGCCUCCAGGGUUCAUGUUGGUCGGGGUGAAGUCCCCGUCCAUCCCUGAGAACCUGCUUGUGUGUGCCGUGGACCGUCGCUUCCUGCCAGAUGAACGGGGUCACAAUGCACUGCUGGGCUUCUCUGGGAACUGUGUGGGCUGUGGAGAGAAAGGCUUUCGCUAUUUCACGGAGUUCUCCAACCACAUAAACCUGAAGCUCAGCACCCAGCCCAAGAAACAGAAGCACUUGAAAUACCAUCUGUACCGAAACAACCAGGGCGUGCUGGUCAAAGGAGCUCCCAUCUGCUGGAGGGGAUACGAUGGCAGGACGAGACAGAUGGGGUCCAGCCUCUCAGAAGGCCAUGUGACAUCAGAUGAACAUCCACCAAACAUGGCACUGACUCACCCGUCACAAACACCUGGCAGCUACACAGCAGGAUCAGGAUCACACGUAGACCAAAUUGGUCUGCCACAAAUAGCUGACGUCCCCCACUCGUUGACAAAUGGCAACCACGCUGUUCCUUCAGUCACCCAGCCUCAGCCUCAGUCAGGACCUGGGAGACCCUCAGCUACAGGCACCCAUACAAAUACUGGACCUCCAAAAAAGAGACACAAAGGCUGGUCGCCUGAGUCAUCUGCCAACAGCCUGCCGGAGAGCACUGGGAAGACACCACCGUCUUCAUCAGUCUUAACAACGUUAUCGGUGCCCUCUGUCAUCACAACUGGAGCAAGAUCAGAGACUGCUGCCCCGCUGAGUUCAUCGCAGGGGUCCGUGACCCCACUCGCUCCCCCAGGGCUGUCUGUAACAAUCCCUGAUCAGCUGCUACACACCUGCAGACUACAACCUGUCAUCUUUAAAGGACACGGCCCACUCCCGCAGCUGACUGGCAAUGUCAGUGAAGUGCUCGUCAGUUCUCUCCUCCAGAGUUGUUACCUGAGCUCCCAGACACUCCCCAGAGUCUACCAGCACUAUGGACCUUCACCCAUUCAGCCACUGUCAACUGAGAUGCAGAUUCUACUCACUGUCUACUACCUUGUUCAGCUAGGCCCUGACCAGGUGCCCCUGAUAGAGGACCUGGAGCAGAUAUUCAUGCGGUCAUGGAGGGAGUCCCACCUCAGCGAGAUCAGACAGUACCAGCAGCCUCAAACACCAGCCACCCAAGGGAGGCACUAUGGCAUAGAUACACCAUCAACUCUGCCUGGACUCCCCCAGCAUCUGUCCUUACCUCCCCAGAGCCAUCAACCCCUGACCCCCAGCCAGCUUCCCUGGCUUGCCCAGCUGGCUGCGUCAUCCUGUGGCGAGGGUGUGGUGGUGUUGGGGGAGCAUAUUGGAUCUUUGGCUCAAGGCAUCCAGCAGACGUUCAGCAGGUUAAUGGAAGGACGACUUGACAACACUAACUAUGUGGUCAUUAUUGUCACUGCGCCUGGUCAGGAAACACAGUCCUGUGUGGUCGUCACAGGUAAACAUCAGUGUCGUGCCUUAGCAGAGAGUAUGUUCUCCCCUAAUGAGGGCCUGAAAGAAAUCAACCACCAGCUCUCCACUGGUGUUGCCCAGGAACUCAUACACUACUGCAACUCCCUCGGACAAGAUGGUGAUAUGGACUCCCUGCUGGAUAGUGCUACUGUGGACAGCAGCGAGCCAUCUCCCUUAUCCAGCAGUCAGGAGUCAUCUGAAGAGAGGAGUCUCAAAACCACACACAGUCCAAAGGAUUCCCAGACACAGUGUCCAAAAGAUUCACCCAGCCCUAAAGAGAGAGCUUCAAGUCCCAAAGACACCUGUUCAGAAUACUCCGUAGAGUGGCGUGAGGUUCGGCCCAUCCAGCUCGCAGUCGCCAGGAAGCUGCUGUCGCAUGUUUGUGCCAUAGCAGACUCCAGCACACAGAACCUGGACCUCGGCUCCUUCGACAGAGUCAGCUUCCUCAUCCUGGUCCCGCCCUCCGAGGUCACAUUUCAGCAGACUGUUCGCCAUCUCUGGAGCUCUGGUGUCCUCCAGGAGCUUGGGAGUUUAGACCAGGACUGUGUGUCUCAACGGGAGGCUGAGCGCUACGUGGUCAAGAUGGAUCAGUGCGCUCAUGCCCGAAUUGACAGCCUCAUCCAGGAGGCAUACAGCAACUCCUACACACUCUACAUCCUGGUCCAUGACCACGCCCACUGCGACAUUAACAGUGCAUCCUGCAGUAGCUCAGACAGUGGUUUGGGUCUGGUGGACCAACUGUUAAACUCCCGACAGGUCCGAGAUUCUCCAAACAUCCUAAUUCUCCACGUCACCUCCUUCCCCUUCGCCCUACAGACACAGUACACUCGCAUCAGCCCCUACAAUGAGAUCCACUGGCCCUCUGCAUUCAGUAAUGAUGUGGACCUGUAUCAUGAGAGGACGCGGUACUUUGGCGUGUCAGAGCUUUUAGAGUCGACCCGUUCAGGGAGCAGCCUGCCUCUGAUGCGUUAUGACUCCUCCUUUGAAAGCAUGGCGUCUGCUCUGGAAGAAAGGUUCCCUAAAUUGCACAGCGCUGUGAUCCGGACUACAGUUCUGAUCCAACACUACUGCAUAGCUCUGAUGGCAGCAUCCGGAAGAAUCAGCGGCUCCCAAAAUCUCCACAAACACAGCUCCGUGGAGACCCUGGAGAUUGUACAAUCACUGCUUAAUGCUGCCCAGCAAUGUCCCGCCCACCACGGUCACAUGGUCUUGCUGCGGAUCCCCUCUUUGGCUCUGGCAGCAUGGGCCCACCGACGGCUGUCCAGAGUUAGGAGGCAGCUGGGUCUGGAGGAAAGCUUCGAAAUCAUACUGGGGAAUCCAAACCAAGCUCUCAAUAUUGGACAGAGCUUCACUGAUCAGAUCAAGACAUGGCUAAAGAUCCAGGAUGCUGACUGGGUUCCUCAGAGCUACCUGGAGUUGGAGGCCCUUCCCUGCAUCCUGAUCCUGUCAGGAGCUGAACCACUGGGAGAGUCACUGCCCAGGUCAUUGAAGUACUGCGAUCUUAGAGUGAUAAACUGCUCCUACCUUCAGCGAACCACACUCGAACAAGAGCUUGGACUGGCUGCUUAUCUUGUGCGAGCAGAGUCACGACCCCCACACAACCCUGGACCAGGGAGUGACUUAUUGGAGAGCGAUGCAGAGAAACUCAGCAGCACUGACAAUGAGGAGGAAGAGGGACAAGAGAAUGGGGACUCCCCUCUGUCUUCCAGCCAGCAGCUCCAGUCGUGCCCAGACAGUGGAGCUUUAGAUCCCUUCCCCACUCAAAGCACUGCCUCUCCAAAUGUCCAGAAAGGGACCAUGGACACCAUACAAAAUCCCUCACAAUCACAGACUCAACUUCAACCCCAGCCCCCAUCUCAGUCUUUUCCAUAUCCUCAACCUCCACUACACCACCAAACCCAGCCUCAAGUGCAGAGUUAUUCCCAGGCCCAAACAACCUCCCAGCUACAACCACAACCACAAAUUCAUAGUCAAAAUCAGCUGUUAUCUCAGACAAACUCCUACCCUCAACCUCACCCCCCUGCGCAGUCUCACCGCCAGCACUCCAAAUCCACCUCCUCUGGCUCUUUGUCCCCACGGGCCUCAUCGCCUCACCUCAGCUGCUCCUGGGCGCGGGGGGUGAGUCGCCCGCCUUCUGUGCUGCUCCCCCGUGCCCUCUAUGAAAUCAUCACAGCUAGUGACAGCAGCGGGCUUCCAAGAUGUACUUCCUUCCUGCCACAUAUGUCUGUCGCAUGGGCAAGCAGCUUCAGGCCCUUGCUGAGUAAGAUGAUGACAUGUACAGAACAGUCACUGUACUAUCGCCAGUGGACAAUCCCCCGCUCCUACCACAUGGACAGCAGCAACCGCACCGAAGGACGAAGUGACAACUUUCACCCUCGUAGGCUGCUGCUCAGUGGACCCCCACAGGUGGGUAAGACAGGAGCGUACCUGCACUUCCUGGGUAUUCUGUCCCGAAUGUUGAUCAGGCUGAUGGAGGUCGAUAUCUACGAUGAAGAAGACAUCAACUACAGUGCCCAGGCAGAGGGGGUGCAGUACCACCCUCCCAACACCUCCUGGCCAAACCCAGACAUUAUGAAGACGAUACCCUUUGACUACACCAUCCAUGACCCCAAAUAUGAUGACAUCAGCUCUGUCUAUAGCCCUGGAUAUAAACCCAGUGCUGAGGGAACGGCUGUUCGUCAGGAGGAUGUGUACCUACGCAGACGGACAUCUAGGAUCAAGCUGUCUAAAUAUGCAGCCUACAACACCUACCACCACUGUGAACAGUGUCAUCAGUACUUGGGCUUCAAUCCCAGAUAUCAGAUGUAUGAGUCAACACUGCAUGCCUUCACAUUCACCCAUCUGCUACUUGGGGAAGAGAUCCAGCUGUACUUCAUCAUCCCAAAGUCUAAGGAGCACUACUUCAGCUUCAGCCAACCAGGAGGCCAGCUGGAGAGCAUGCGGCUGCCACUCACAUCUGAUUGGAGCCCAGACUGCAUCAAGAGUCCAAUCUUCACCCCGACAACUGGCCGUCAUGAGCACGGCCUGUUCAACCUGUACCACGCUAUGGACGGAGCCUCACAUCUACACAUCCUGGUGGUCAAGGAGUAUGAGAUGGCUGUGUAUAAGAAGUACUGGCCCAACCACAUCAUGCUGGUACUGCCCACUGUCUUCAAUGGAGCUGGAAUAGGUGCUGCUCACUUCCUGAUUAAAGAGCUUUCGUAUCAUAACUUGGAGCUGGAGCGCAGUCGGCGUGUGGAGGGAGGAGGCCCAGCCGGUGACGUCUGGCCCUUCAUCAUCCUGGCUGAUGACUCCUGUGUUAUGUGGAACGCAGUGGACCUGGACGCACGCAACGGUCCAGUGGAGCAUGCUGUGUCACUGAAGCAGGUGUUACAGCACAUGGAGGCCUGUCCAGACCUGGCUCACCACGGACUCUGUGGGAUCAGGAAGUGGAGCAGCCGUGGACUAACAGGUAACAAACAGAGGGAGCCCUUCUCCAGAGGUCACCUUCAUGACUUCCUCCUCCUUAAUGUGGACCGGAGUCAGAACAUCCAGUACGACCAGAACCGCUUCACCUGUCACGACGUGGACUUCACCCUGAGGCUACACAGCGCUGGACUGCUCGUCUGCCGGUUCAACAGCUUCAGUGUCAUGAAGAAGCAGAUCGCCAUCGGUGGAUACAGGACAUUUAUCAUCAAGACCAAGAUGACAGAUGUUCCCACCUCAGUGGGGCCCUCGCAGUACGUCUGCGCUCCAGACAGCAAGCACCUUUUCUUGGCUACACCAGCUCAGCUUCUGCUGGAAAAAUACCUCCAGCACACCAGCCAGAAGCUGUUUCCACUCAGCACCAAGAACUACACACACCCUGUACUCUCUGUUGACUGUUACCUCAACCUGGGACAUGAGGUGACGGUGUGUUUUGUGAGUUCCAGACCUCAUUCCGUCAACAUCAGCACCACAGGGCUGCUGUUCAGUGGCCUUCUCCUCUGUUUCGCCGACUCCUUUGUGACUCCCGGCUUCCUCAAGAAGUUCUCUUUCCUCAAAGGUGCGACUCUGUGUGUCAUCAGUGCAGAUCGUAGCUCCUUGAGGCAGACGGUGGGCAGGCUGGAGCUCGAGGAGGAGUGGAGAUUCAGGCUCAGCGACGAAUUCCAGACUGCCAACGCCAAGGAGGACCGGCCGCUCUUCUUUCUGACUGGAAAACACAUAUGACUGAAACACGUCUAUCAGUCAGAAUCAUGAGUGAAAUCACUUCAGUUGCAAAAGAGAAGAAAUGCAAUGAAUGUUUUUUUUAACUAACUUGGGUUCUGAAUGGACAAUGCAACAUAUGCAAAAGACAGUAAAUGAUGCAUAUAAUGCUACAUAAACGUUGUCGAUGGAAUAUAAAACACAAACCGUAUUUUGGAGGUGAGGUCCCGGUCUAGGCUGCCAAAAUCAAGAAGGACACGUUCUUCCAGUAAAGACUUUCAUCUUUGAGGAUCAGUUCUGGGGAAGGAAACAAGAGGAAAUCGUUUUUAAAUCUGUUUUUAUCUGGGCUUUAUUUAGGUGAGGUUGUACUCUGAAUGAGCAAAACAUUGAUGAGGAAACAUUCAGACCAUCUUUAGGAGGCUCUGUCUGGUCACACAAUGGUACUGUUUGUAUUUAGUGUGUUUUACGUUACACUCCAUGAAUUAUGAGAGUAUUUUUUUGAUCCACUCAAACUAAGAUUAAAAAACGCACAUAAUCUAAAGAAAAAAUACAAAUUGUAGAAUAGUAUGGUAUUAAAAAGAUAAAAGGAUUCAUCUUGUAAACAAUACAGUGUAUUCAAAGGUGAAAGGUGAAAUGACUGCAUUUCUUCUCCUUGCUGCUUUCCGUAUGUCUUCACCUGUGUUUGCAGGUUUGGCUGUGUUCAAAUCGUUAUAGAACUAUCACAGAGUUCUGCACGCUCCCCUGCAGGUGCACACAAUAUGAGACGCUUUAAAAAAAGGUAGACACAAUCAUAUGUGUGCAAUGGUAGCCGAUUUUGGUGACAAACAUUUUAUUGGACGAUUUUACAGGUUUGUCUUGCAUGUCUGUUUUUACAUAUGACUAUUUUGAAUAUAUUUUGUCAGCAUGUAAAAAAAAAGUAUUCUUUUUGUAUGUAGAACAUUUGUUAUGCUCAGUAGACGGUGUGUUGAUUUUGUUGGUAACUUUGUGUUGGCCGCGUGUCACAAUGUUCACGUCUGUUUGCCUUUAAUUGUAUAAAUGUACAGACAUUUUACAUUUCUUUUGUGUUUCGUGUUCAUAUGUUCCUUGUAUUUAUAUUUCGAACACGGAACUGGACGGAUCGUACUGAUCUCUCUGAACUUCACAAUCCACAGAUGGUUCAAACACUUUGGAUCCUGGAGGUUUGCAGCUGAACGGGAGCUUGCUGUAACUGUCAAUGUAAAUUAAAAACAGGCCAGACGCAAAGUU
Molecule: messenger RNA, 7354 nt
Organism: Acanthopagrus latus (yellowfin seabream)
Lineage: Eukaryota; Metazoa; Chordata; Actinopteri; Spariformes; Sparidae
Gene: greb1
Product: growth regulating estrogen receptor binding 1
Exons: 35
Coding region: 170-6133 (1987 amino acids)
Biological process (GO): multicellular organism development
Source: RefSeq, a predicted model, not a curated record